UGGCUGGCCCGCCGCCGCCGCCGUCACUGACCGGCUGCUGGUCCCGAAGGCUAUGGGAUGGCAUGGCUGGGGGGGAAGGGGUUGGUGUGGUUGUAUGUAUGGAUGGAUGGCAUGUAUGUAUGUAUGUAUGUAUGUAUGGCUGAUCGGCUGCCUGAUGGAGAAAAGACCGGGAUGUCACUUGCGCCGCUCAUGGGCUGCGAGGCCAAUCGCAAGCUCCGGAUACAGCACUCCCCUCACGAUGCGUGCCUAUCCAUGUCCCCCACCCCCUCAGUCCCACCGGGGAACCUGAUGGCCAAGUGCCGUGAGCAGGUGGAGGGGGGGUGCCUAUCCCAUCCCCCGCCGUUGAAGCAAGAGCCAAGAAAGGGUGAGAGAGAAGAGAGUGAGAGAGAGAGGAGCCAAGCACAAGCCCACUUCCAGAUCAGCUCCGCCCGCCACGCCAUGCCACGGCGCGGUUCUACCCCAUGUACACCCCCCUCUCUCUCCUCUGUAUGA
Molecule: messenger RNA, 492 nt
Organism: Gaeumannomyces tritici R3-111a-1
Lineage: Eukaryota; Fungi; Ascomycota; Sordariomycetes; Magnaporthales; Magnaporthaceae
Exons: 2
Coding region: 58-492 (144 amino acids)
Source: RefSeq, a predicted model, not a curated record